Molecule: messenger RNA, 5511 nt
Organism: Plasmodium vivax (malaria parasite P. vivax)
Lineage: Eukaryota; Apicomplexa; Aconoidasida; Haemosporida; Plasmodiidae
Exons: 1
Coding region: 1-5511 (1836 amino acids)
Biological process (GO): positive regulation of mRNA splicing, via spliceosome
Cellular component (GO): nucleolus; U12-type spliceosomal complex
Molecular function (GO): RNA binding
Source: RefSeq, a predicted model, not a curated record
AUGAACGGCACUUAUUACGAUACAAAAGAUAACAACUCGAGUGACAACAUGCAUGACGAUUUUUUAAACUACCCCAAUUUUAAAAAAUUCAUUGACAGUAAUAAUAAUAGUGAUCAUGAAAAUUUCGAGGAGUCGAGAAAGUACAUACACAGAGAGAUAACGAAAACACUUAAUGCGAAUUCGGUGAAAGUAUGCAGAAAUAUUGAUGAGCGAAAAUUGCCAGGAAAUACGACUAAUAAAUUUUGCUUAAAAACUAUGGAAAAUCAGAGUAUCAAAAAGGACUUUCCCUAUGGUGGUAAAAAUGACUCGGAGAGCAAGGGGAGUAGUAGGGGCCUGAACAAGUUUGCGCAUUGCAGUAGUAGUAGUAGUAGCGGCAGGAGGAGCAAUGAGGAGAGUAGUGGCCCCAGCGGCCAAACGGGGCAGAGAGGGCAGAAAGGGCAGAACGGGCAGUGCGGGAGGAGCAGCAUUACCCACCCAAGCAGCUGCAGAAGUAUGAACAAUCUUGGCCAUGCAAGCAACCAGAGUGCGGUGAACAGUGUCAGCUAUCCGAACAGUGCGAGCAACCCAGGCAGCAUCCAUGUGAACCAUUUUGGGCAUCUAAACCAGCCCGGCAGCAUGAACAGUCACCGUGCAGGGAGUGCAAAAGGAAAUCUCGGAACAGGUCCUCCUCCAUCGUCGCAAUUUUUUCAUGGCACCUCUUCGAACGAGUUAAGUGACAAUAAGAACCAUCACCGUGCGAUUAACUAUUUGAAGAGAAGCGAAAUGAACAACGAAGAUAUGGAUCGAAUAAACGAAGCAUUAUUAUUAAAAGAAAAAAAAAAAUUAUUAAAACAUGAAUUUUUUUUCUCGGAACCAAGAAGUAACACUCCUCUCGAACAGGGAGAUAAUAGAACCUUUCGAAAUUUAGAUAAUUUUAUGUUUGCAAAUGAGGAGAAGUUAGGUUAUGCGCGAAGUAGCAGUAUGAAUAACCAUCCGUAUGAUUUAGUGAAAAGCAAUGGUAUCAUGGAGGACGUCAAAUUGAGUGCUUUUACCUCCAACGAGUUUGGCAGCAUGCGAAGGAAGUUCCCCCCCGGUUUGGUUCCCACCAAAGGGGAGGAUAAAAAGAAGAAAAAGGCAAAGGAAAAGGAAAGGGACAAGGAAAAAUUGAAACUGAACGAAGGAGAAAAAGAGAAGGAGGGUGAGAAGGCCAAAGAGGGCGAAAAGGUCAAAGAGUGCGAAAAAGUGCACGAUGGGGAAAAUGCGAGAGAAGGUGGCAGUUCGAAAGGAAGCGAAAAGGGGAAAAAGGGAGAACAUGAAAAGGCAAAAAAGGGCGAGCAGGAAAAGGCAAAAAGGGGCGAACAGGAUAAGGUAAAAAAGGGUGAGUAUGAAAAGGUAAAAAAGGGCGAACAGGAAAAGGCAAAAAAGGGCGAACAGGAUAAGGCAAAAAAAAGCGAACAUGAAAACAUUGCGCAUUUUAUUAAGCAGCAAAUUUUGGAAAAUGCGAAAAUGGAAAGGGAUGCCUUUGGCGACCAUUUCAAGGGUAGUGGGUUUUUCCCCAACUCGCAUGCCAGCAGUGUAGUUGGCGGCAUGCACAACGGGGUUGUUAGCGACGUGCACAGUAGUUUUAGCGGCGUGCACAAUGGGGUUAGCGGCGCGCACACUGGUUUUAGAGGCGUGCACAGCGGUUUUAGCGGCACCCGCCAUGGCAACCACCCGCACAGAUACGAAGUAAAAAACCACAUGCCGGGGUUCCAAAGAAGAAUGAGCGAAAAAAAGGACGCGAACGACUUUUGCGGAUUGGAGAGCGACCCAAACAAGUUCAAAAAGUACAACCACCUGAAAGAUAACUUCCACCUGAACAACAACCAGAGGCACUUCUACCCAAACGGGGACCAGAGAAAAAAUAACUCGGAGCUGUUCCGGACCACCGAUGUUAAUGAUAAGGUGUAUUCAAAUAACAUCAUGUAUGAUGAUUAUUUUACCAUUGAAAAUAUGGAAACUUGCGAAGAAAAAAAGGAGUUUUUUAAAAAUGAGGGAUAUAGCAACAAAAUGAAGAAGGAGAGCUCGCUAGCAUUUCGCAUGCACCCAAAUUUUGACACCAAGGAAUUAAUAAUGGCAAACAGAAAAAAAUAUUUCAAUUUUUCUGAAAAUAGGGAUUUGAGUACCAGCACGAACCACAUGAAGAGCGAUUAUUACAAUGAAAGCAGUAUGAACGAGUUUUCCCUCGAUGAGGUGGCUAGUCAGUAUAGUUUUGCCCGUAAGGACUAUCUGAGCAACCACUUGAAUGGCGAAGUUCUAGGCAUGGAUGGGCAGGUGGAGAAAAUGGAGUACGCUUCCGCCCUAUUAGGGGAAAGGGCAGGAGACCGACAUUCUCUGCAGGGCGCGAGGUUACCAAACGGUGUCAUUGCCGCGCCUCAACUGAUGUACGACAAUUGCAAUGGGCACGCGGGCCGCCAGAACAACGACCGCGCCGCUACGCAUGCGGGUUAUGGAAGUGCCGCUACGCAUGCGGAUUUUGGAAGUGCCGCUGCGCAUGCGGAUUGCGGAAGUGGCUCGGCGCAUGCCAAUUUCGGAAGUACUUCAGUGCACGGGAAUGUGAGGAGCACCACGGUGCAUACCGAUAACAACGGGCAGGAGGAAGAGAACGAAACGAUGAGUACCCUGGUGAAUGCUUUUACGCUGAAAAGGGAGGAAAAUUAUUACCAAAAUAGGAGCGAGAUGAUGCGCGCAAAUGAGAUGAGCAAAACCAACAGCGUUAACACCGCAGAUGUCAGCAGCGCUUUCAACUCGAACAGCUGUAGCCUCAGUAAUGGGAACGGCAGGAGCAUGAACAAUAGCAGUAAUGUCAGCAGUAGCAUUUUCCCUGGCAAAGCCGCCAAGGGUUCCAAUCCCAGCAUGUUCAGAGCGUACGACAUGGUCUCUCCGAAGGAGGGCAUCCCGAGCGGCAGCAGUCACAAGCAGAGGGAAAGGAGCGGCAUGGGGAAGGGGGUCGAAAAUGGAAUCGAAAAUGGAAUCGAAAAUGGAAUCGAGAACGGCCUCGAGAACGGCCUCGAGAACGGCCUCGAAAACGAAGAGCCUGUGAUUAAGCUCUUCUUCGGAAACCUGGCCCCUAUCACCACGGAAAAGGAUAUGCAUAACCUCUUCAGCAACUUUGGCAAGUGCGACUCCCUGAUUAUAUUAAAAGAUAGGAGGAGCAAGUCGAGGGGCUCGGGAUUCGUCACCUUUUACAAUAUGCAGGAAGCAGUCAACGCGAUAAAAAGUUUGAAUAAUAAAAUCAUUUUGUCUGGGGCUCACAAACCGCUGGAGGUUCGAUUCCCUGAGAAUAAGGAAGAGAAAAAACUGAGGACCAAAUUGUUAAAUGCCGCAAAAUGGAAAGGCAAGAAAAUUGCUCCCAGUGGAUGUUUGCCAAUAAGUACGGAGGAUAUAUUAAAUCAGAGCAGUUUACAGCUGAAUAAUGGCCCAGGAGGAGGGGGAGGCAGCCCGGGGGGGAAUCACCGCCUCUCUUUUCUAAACCCGGUUGAGACACCCUCGUACUUUUUAGCAGAGCAUGAGGGUCCCUCGUAUGAGAUUAAGGAGCCCGCCGGCUUCGGUUGCGCGGGUGGCGGCAUGCAGGAGUGUUCUCAUUUGAACAUGCAGGAGUGUGCUUAUGCGAACAUGCGGGACUGUGCUUAUGCGAACAUGCAGGACUGUGCUCAUGUGAGCAUCCAGGACUGUGUUCAUUUGAACAUGCAGGACUCUGCCCAUGCGAACAUGCUGGAGCGCGCACACGCCAACCGCUACGCCUGUUCAGAAGACUUCUCCGAACUGAGGAAAACAGCUAGCGAAACGACGAACGACACGGUGCUCACAGAUUACGUGAAUCGAGUAGAAGAAGGCAGCAAUGUAUGUAGUAGUGGUCGACACAAUUCGUAUAAAAAGGGGCAGGACAAUUUACCUGAUGAUAUGAACCACAUGAGUAUGUCCAAGGAGAGAAAAAAGUACAGUAAGUUUUUGCCCAAUUUUCUAUUAGAUAAUAACCCCCAUGGGAAUUUAGCCUCUAAUUCGUUUCAAUCGUUUGAUGAGGCACUUGGAAACAUGCGAAAUUUUUCCCCUGAUGUGGAUAUGGAAGAGGUAAACGUGGGUUCGAAUGGCUUUUCGGGAGCGUUGGAGGUGAAUGGGGGGUUGAGUCGCAAGGUGGUUCACGAAAUAGUGCAUGAGAAGGUGCCAGGCCUGCAGAGCGAGUCGGGUACCAUGGAGGAGGACACCGCGUGUCGCCAUGAUAGCAUCGGUUCUGCGAGGAGUUUCCACCAGGGGGACGUCGCGAAGGUAGGCGUUGCAAAGGUAGGCGGUGCGAAGGUAGGCGGUGCUAAUGUAAGCAGUGCGAAUGUGAGCGGUGCGAAUGUAAGCAGUGCGAAGGCGAGUCAUUUCAGCGCAACGGAUUGCUUCGCUGCGGAUGGUUUCGCCGCCGACGGCUUCUCUGUGCGUGGCUUUACCGCCAACAAUUCCCCCCCCAGCGGGUUCAACCCCUGCGGGCGAGCGAUGGACGAGGGGGACGAGGCCAAUUCGUACUUCUCCAGCUUUUGCCACGGCUUCCCAGUGCAGAGUAAAAUAAUGGAAGACCAGAACAACACAUUUUUCUCCUACCUGAACAAAGACAAAGGUUUGGCUAGCCAUAACAAGGGAGGGGAAGAAGCCUACCAGCACAAAAUCGACUUCUGUAGGAAGGGGGGAGAUUUCCCUGGGAUAAACGAGUUGGAAGAAAUAAACCACUUUCGGCAGAUGACCGAAUUGGAAGAGGUGAGUGAAGCGUAUGAACGGGGAAGGAGCGAAAAUGACAUGCGCAAUGUUUCGUUGCGUGGUUCGGAAGAAAUGGCAGGGGUAGGAAAGGAGGAGAAUCUGUUGAGCGACAUUUAUGGAGGCAGCAAGGGCCUGGCCUCUCCACCCAUGAAUGAUGAGGGGUACAGCAACAUGAAUGUGCAUUAUCUAGGGUUCGAUUUGUCCCGCCUGAUACAGAUAAACGAGGACAUUCUGUUGCCCCAGAAGGAGGGCGCGAAGGAGAACCACAGGAGCGGAAGCAACAGCGGCAACAACAGCGUCAGCAACAACAACCGCAGCGAAAACAACCGCAGCGAAAACAACCGCAGAAACAACAUUUCCAGUGGGGGCUCGGCUAGCCACCUAAAUGGAACGGAAAUAAUGGCGGCCGACUACUACCAGCACCGGAGGAGGAGCAGCAGCAGUAGUAGCAGCAGUAAUGACGGCAACGACAUGUACAAACUCAACGUUGGGCACGCGCAUGGCACCAUGGAUCUACUGAGUGAUAACCUGUUUGGUAAUAAAAAAUUUGACUUAAAUGACAACUUAAGUGAUGAAAUGCUACGAAAUUUAAUUAGCCUUUAUGCGCAAAAUAAAUCCUCCAUGAUUACUUCCCACAUGUUCAGUUACUUGAAUAAUGUCCUGUGCGAGAUAAACAGCGCCCUGGAGAUUUUUAACAAGUUCAGCGUCAAGACGUCCAUGAAGAACAUGGCGGAGGAGGAGAGUCUCCCCGAGUGA